AUGUCCAUGGAGCAGGAUCAGCACAGGCAUCUGCAGCAGCAACAGCGAAGGUCGAAGCUUGCCUGCGGCGAGAUAAACGCCCGUCUAGAGCAGUAUCAGGAACAUGGGUCGGGUUUCGCGCUCAUCGCCAUCCAACAAUGUAGCAUCACAGUUGGACGUUUCAUUCCCCAGACGGUCGGAUGUCAAAGUUUCACUUUGCAGAAGGAACUGGCAGAAAAACAGUGUAUUUUGAAAGUGAACGAACGCAAUAAGAACUCCGAAAGAAAAAUGUUCUUCACCUUUUCCUUGCUUGCGGGGUUGCAUCACACUCAACAUAAAACGAGAACUUCCUCAUACAGGGACCAUCUGAGCACAUACUCGUUUCCUAUAAACUAUCCAGUGACGCUUCCAGAAGACGUAGAGUUUUUCGAAAGAAAAAAUCACGUGUCCAUCAACGUGUACGGUUACGAACAGGAAAAGAAGUUUGUCUAUCCUCUCAAAAUCAACGAUCACGAGUUGGAAAAGCAUGUAGAUUUGCUUUUGAUUGACGACCACUUUGUCCCCAUUACCAACUUCGCCGGGCUUUUCGAAAACAGGGCAAGCUACCGACUCCGUUGUAAAAGAUGCAUGAUGGGUUUUCGUUUUCGGACUUCUCUAACCAGUCAUUUCGCCUUGUGUAAAGAAAAAAAGCGAGUCCGAACGGUGUCUCCUAAAAAAGGGGACGCGCUUUAUUUCCGUAACACACACCUCAUGGAGCCUUUCUCAUACUUCUGCGUCUACGACUUUGAGGCCAUCUUGAAACCGGAAAACACGGGUCACGUUUACGAGAGUCACGCACCCAGCUCGUUUUGUAUUCUAGUGAUUCGUUCUACAGACUCACGAAUCAUGGAACAUUUCUUGUAUCGAGGCGAGGAUUGUGUCGAGCAGUUCAUUUCCAUUCUCAAUCAAAUGUCCAAACUCAUCCCCGAGUGGAUUAGGAGCGAUCUCACGACGGUCAAAAAGACACAGAACUCCGACAGUCACUGUGAUGUAUGUGGCGAGUCGUUCGACAGACGUAAAAGAAAGGACAACGAUAAUUUUACCGGACCUUACAGGCUGUGCCAAGGCUGUAAUUUAAACGACAGGAAUAACAAAAAAGUCAUUCCCCUGGUUGCACACAACCACUCGCACGACCUUGCCUUCAUUUUACCGAAACUACAUUUAUUCGAGUCGAAAGAUAUCAAGGUUCUCGCCAGUAGCUGUCAACAGUUUAAGCGACUCGACGUGGGUAACCUACGGUUUCUCGGCAGUCUAGCUUUCCUCCCCGCGAGCUUGAACGCACUUGUGCAGGGCCUCCAUUCCAAAGGCUUGGAAAACUUUCGCUGCCUUCGUGAAGCGUUUCCUCAACAUAUUGAGUUGCUGGCACGUAAGGGUGUGUUUCCCCACGAUUACAUAACCGACUUCAGCGUCUACGAUGAGCCCGAGUUGCCACCACGUGAGUCGUUUUACAACAAGCUUAACGACGCUCACAUUUCUGAGAAGGAUUAUCACCAUGCCCAGGUCGUUUUUGACACGUUCAAGUUCAAAAACGUGGGAGAGUACAGUGACUGCUAUUUGAAACUCGACUGCUUACUUCUAUCCGACGUAAUGCAAAAUUUUAGGAAAUGGACCCUGGAAACCUACGAGAUCGAUCCCCUGCGUUUCGUGUCGCUUCCUGGCCUCAGCUUGGCCUGUGCGCAUUAA
This is a messenger RNA of Ixodes scapularis (black-legged tick), 1701 nucleotides long. RefSeq lists its product as uncharacterized. NCBI's taxonomy places the organism in Eukaryota, Metazoa, Arthropoda, Arachnida, Ixodida, Ixodidae. The coding region runs from base 1 to 1701 and encodes 566 amino acids. The transcript has 2 exons. The record is from RefSeq and is a predicted model, not a curated record.